Neopsephotus bourkii (Bourke's parrot) is the source of this 983-nucleotide messenger RNA. RefSeq names its product olfactory receptor 14J1-like. The coding region runs from base 45 to 983 and encodes 312 amino acids. Gene Ontology annotation, biological process: G protein-coupled receptor signaling pathway. The record is from RefSeq and is a predicted model, not a curated record. Gene Ontology annotation, cellular component: membrane. Lineage: Eukaryota; Metazoa; Chordata; Aves; Psittaciformes; Psittacidae. Gene Ontology annotation, molecular function: olfactory receptor activity; G protein-coupled receptor activity. The transcript is spliced from 2 exons.
GUUGUGUCACCAUCCCUGGAGUGCCCCAUGCCCAGAGGCAGCAGAUGUCCAACGGCAGCUCCAUCACCCAGUUCCUCCUCCUGCCCUUCGCAGCCACGCGGGAGCUGCAGCUCUGCCACUUCUGGCUCUUCCUGGGCAUCUCCCUGGCUGCAAUCCUGGGCAACGGCCUCAUCAUCACCAGCACAGCCUGCGACCGGCACCUCCACACCCCCAUGUACUUCUUCCUCCUCAACCUCUCCCUGCUGGACCUGGGCUGCAUCUGCACCACUGUCCCCAAAUCCAUGGCCAAUUCCCUCUGGAACACCAGGGCCAUCUCCUACACAGGCUGUGCUGCACAGCUCUUUUUCUUUGUCUUUUUUAUCACAUCUGAGAUUUAUCUCCUCACCAUUAUGUCCUACGACCGCUAUGUGGCCAUCUGCAAGCCCCUGCACUACGGGACCCUCCUGGGCAGCAGAGCUUGUGUCCACAUGGCAGCAGCUGCCUGGGGCGCUGGGUUUCUCACUGCUCUGCUGCACACAGCCAAUACGUUUUCACUGCCCCUCUGCCGAGGCAAUGCUGUGGAGCAGUUCUUCUGUGAAAUCCCCCAGAUCCUCAAGCUCUCCUGCUCACAUUCCUACCUCAGGGAAGUUGGGCUGCUUGGGGUUGGUGCCUGUCUCACAUUUGGCUGUUUUGUGUUCAUUGUGGGGUCCUAUGUGCAGAUCUUCAGGGCUGUGCUGAGGAUCCCCUGUGAGCAGGGACGCCACAAAGCCUUUUCCACGUGCCUCCCUCCCUUGGCCGUGCUUUCCUUGCUUCUCAGCACUUCAGGAUUUGCCUACCUGAAGCCCCUCUCUGCGUCCUCCCCAUCCCUGGAUCUGGUGCUGUCAGUGCUGUACUCGGUGGUGCCUCCAGCAGUGAACCCCCUCAUCUACAGCCUGAGGAACCAGGAGCUCAAGGAUGCUGUGAGGAAGCUGGUGGCUGGAUGUGUGUCCUGGUUUCAGCAGUAG